AUGAAAUUAUAUUAUAUGUCAGCACAACCCUUGGCCUUCCCACUGAAGUGUGCUUCCAAUACUUUCCUCUGCGACCGUUCAUUCUCCGUUCUGAUCACAUGUUCUGCCCAUCUCAGCUUACUUACCUUGAUAUAUUUACGGCAAUCCUCUAGCAAGAAACACCAGAUUUCCGCUCCAUACUGGCCUCAUAAGCGUUUUUUACAGCUUUAA
Molecule: messenger RNA, 210 nt
Organism: Nezara viridula (southern green stink bug)
Lineage: Eukaryota; Metazoa; Arthropoda; Insecta; Hemiptera; Pentatomidae
Source: the annotation of a GenBank genome assembly